Sparassis crispa is the source of this 3882-nucleotide messenger RNA. RefSeq lists its product with no specific name. The transcript has 14 exons. The record is from RefSeq and is a predicted model, not a curated record. Gene Ontology annotation, molecular function: dynein light intermediate chain binding; minus-end-directed microtubule motor activity; dynein intermediate chain binding. Gene Ontology annotation, cellular component: dynein complex. Bases 1 to 3882 code for a protein of 1293 amino acids. NCBI's taxonomy places the organism in Eukaryota, Fungi, Basidiomycota, Agaricomycetes, Polyporales, Sparassidaceae. Gene Ontology annotation, biological process: microtubule-based movement.
AUGCCGAGAGUCAGGCGAACAUGGGACGGGGCAAGGAGACAAGCGACCGUCGGUCGGGGUUGGAAAGGCGACCAGACGCGUCCACCACUGCUCCUCCGCUGCUGCUCCCUCUCCCGCCUCUCCUUCCUCCUCGACGACGACGACGACGGGCUCGACUUCUUUCUGACACGCUCUCUCCUCGCCUCGGACGCGUGGUUCACGACUUACGACCAGCAGUACUUCUCCCGACAACGCAGACCUCUCCCAAAGGUCCUCUCCUGGACAUCUCGCAGCUCCUUCAAGUCCAGAUCCACUGUUUCGCUGACCGUCAGCCACGGGGAUCCCGUCUCUUCAAGCCCACCUCCGACUGCGAUGGCAGCCGUAGACUCUGCAUAUGCCUCACCGCCUCAUACCAAUGGCGCCACAACAAACGGCAAUGGCGCACUCCACGACGGCCUCGUCGAGCCCUCAAUCUCUUUCCAGCCCACCGCUUUCCGCUCCUACCUCCUCGCGCUGCUCCCACCCGUCCUCGGCGCUUCAGCGGAAGAGCUAGAGUCUCUUUUCGACGACGAGUUCGACGAACGCGUCUCCCGUUUCGCCGGCGAAGGCGGUGGUGUCAUAUAUGUCGUCAAGCGCAAGGACGACGUCGAUGUAGAGGAUAUACCGCCAACCUACACAUACCAACUCACGCACCAACUCGCUUACGACUCCUCCCAUGUAACCACCCUCGCCAUCUUUAAGCGCAGUCCCAUCUUGGACUCUACUACUCCGCUGGCCACGCAGCUGCAUAUCCUCAAUCUUUUUGGAGGCGAUGAGACACCCUACGAGAGUCUCCACGCGGUACUCAGCUGCGCCGUCAAGCCAUGGUUCGACGCUUUCGUUGGGACGCGCGGAGGGGGAAAGGACGGUGAUAGCAAGAUGGGUAUACCCAUGACGAAGAAGAAAUUCGCUGAGCUCGAGCUUUCGCUUCUACAUCUCCAGCAGAACGUCGAGAUACCUGAAACGCAUCUUAUCAUUCACCCCGUCAUCCAACGGACAGUCGAGCAGGCCCAUACAGCGGGAACUCGGCCCAACAUCUCUGACAUACCAUCCAAGCUACUCAAUGACAGCUCAUUCCUCAACACUCUCCACGGACACGUGAAUCAGUGGAUCAAGUCCAUUCAGACUGUCACGAAGCUCACACGCGAUGUCGGGUCAGGGACCGCCUCGCAAGAAAUAAAUUUCUGGCUGAGCUUGGAACGAGCGCUGGAAGGGAUUGAGAACCAGCUGCGCAGCGAGGAAGUGAACAUGGUCAUGGAAUGUCUGCGCAAUGCGAAACGUUUUCAUGCUACUGUCAGUUUCAUUGCGGAUACGGGUCUCAAGGACGCGACCGACACUGUGCACAAGUACAACCAGCUCAUGAAGGACUUCCCACUGAAUGAACUCCUCUCUGCGACAGACUUAGACAAGAUUCAGGAAUCUCUCGUACUCAUUUUUGGCCACAUUAACCGCAAGCUCAAACUCUCACCAUACCCCAUCCGGCGUGCGCUUCCACUCGUCGAAGCCAUCUCGCGCGACUUCAAUGACCAACUCCUGCGCGUGCUCACCUCACACCGUCUGCUGUACACGCCGUACGACACCUUCGAGCGCCUCCUCUCGCAGGCGAUGACGAUUUUCCGCACGUGGGACGACAACAUCAAGGAGUUCACGAACGUCGCGCGCGAGGUCACGCGGAAGCGCGCGGAGAAGUUCAUCCCCAUCAAGGUCGUUCCAGCUCACGCGAAGCUCCAGGACCGCGUGCGCUAUCUCCGCGACUGGCGCAAACAGCAUGAGCAGCUCGCUGUCAUGACCGGGCCUACCAAGGGCCUCAGCGGCGUCGGGAUGGAGAUGGGCGGCAUGGACAUGGAGGCGGAGGUCAAGGACGCGUACGAAGUCAUGAAGAGAAUCGACGUGCUCGACGUAUCUCUUGAGGGCGGCGAGAUCUGGGUGGCAGCAGAAAACGCGUAUAAUGAGCGCGUUGCGCGCGUUGAAAACCAGAUUAUUGCACGGCUAAGAGACAGGCUGGGAACAGCGCGUAACGCGAAUGAAAUGUUCCGUGUCUUCUCUAAGUUCAACGCGCUUUUUGUCCGCCCGAAGAUUCGUGGUGCCAUUCAAGAAUACCAGACUCAGCUUAUCGACUCGGUCAAAGAAGACAUCAAGCGUCUGCACGACAAGUUCAAAACACAGUACCGUUUCUCAGAGGCGUACCAUAUGUCACAAAUGCGUGAUCUGCCUCCCAUCUCCGGAGCUAUUAUCUGGGCCCGCCAGAUCGAUCGGCAGUUGCAGACAUACAUGAAGCGAGUUGAGGACGUCCUGGGUAAGGGAUGGGAGCUCUACGCUGAGGGCCAAAAGCUACAGUCCGAGAGCACCGCCUUCCGCAAGAAGCUGGACACUCGCCCCGUCUACGAUGCCUGGCUGCACGACAUCAACCGGCGAGAUAUGGGUGUCAACGGCCGGCUCUUUGAGAUUGUGCGGCUCCGAGGGGGCGGGUUCCAACUAGCGGUAAAUUUCGACCCGCAGAUCAUCACGCUGUUCAAGGAGGUGCGGAAUCUGCUUUGGCAGAAUUUCCAGGUGCCACAUGCGAUCACGAAUAUGGCGAAGGACGCGAAGCGGGUCUAUCCCCAUGCUGUGAGUCUUAUGGAGACUGUCAGGACGUACGGGCAGACGCUCGAUCUGGUCGAGAACAACCAAGGUAUUGAGUGGCUCGUGGCCGAGUAUCGGAAUGAGGCACAGCGGAUGGUCACGCGCGGUAUGAACAUUCGAUGGGACUACUUCGUGAACCAGUACGACACUGCUCGGUAUGUAUCGAGUGGAGAUGCUCGUGACAACCGCCACAUUCAGUUUGUUCGGGAAUUCGCAAGUGUAGUAUCGGUCCUCCAAGACAAAACAAACAACGUGAUUGAUUUGUACAAGGACAUCAUUCGUGCAGUUGAAGAGCUUGUUACUUGCCCAUACACACCAGAAGCCUUCACGGAACUGCUGGGUCGAAUCCAGGCAGAUAUCGACAGACUAAACUUGGAAGGCUACGCCAACCUGGAGUAUUGGGUGGCUGAGCUGGACAAGCGGAUAGAAGGCAUUUUCUUGCAACGGCUGAACAAUGUGAUCCAACUCUGGUGCGGAGAGUUCGACCGAUCCGAGGAUCCCGAUGGCAGACGUGACACACUAGUUCUGCGGGAUAUCACAAACAAGCGGCGAGGGGACAAGCGCACGAAGGAGGAAAAGUCCUUGGAGGGCAGCAUAUCCCUGAAGCCGAUCGUGCAUGAGAUCCGGAUACAAAAUCAAGUCAUCUUCCUCGAUCCCCCAAUAGAAUACGCCCGACAAACCUGGAUUCGCCAGCUGCAUGAUUGGUUAGGAGUCGUUUGCCGGCUACGACGGAUACAGAGCUCUCGAUACGAAAUUGGGCUCCAGAUGCAAGGGUCAGUGGCCUCGGAAGCAACAUACACAUCACUGCUAACUCACUUCUCUGAUGCAACCCUCGAGCGGCCAUUCGCGCUAAUCGAGAACAAGGUGCAGCAGCUAAAGGACUAUGUCGCGAAGUGGCUGCAAUUCCAGUCUCUAUGGGAUCUCGAGGCAGAAUACGUGUUCAAUCGCCUCGGUGAUUCCUUGGCGCACUGGCAGCAGCUUCUCACCGAAAUCAAGAAAGCGCGCUCCACAUUCGACACCUCGGAGACGCAGAAGUCGUUCGGUGUAUGCGUUAUCGACUACGAGCAGGUCCAGGCGCGCGUGAAUGCCAAGUACGACGCAUGGCAAAGAGACAUCCUGAGCCGCUUCGGGAUCAAGCUCGGAAACGCCAUGAAGGAGAUGCACGCGACGAUCCUCAAGGCUCGGAAUGACCUUGAGCACCAUUCGAUAGAGGGUUUGGUGGGCGGUGCACGGAGGUUCUGA